Molecule: messenger RNA, 714 nt
Organism: Acyrthosiphon pisum (pea aphid)
Lineage: Eukaryota; Metazoa; Arthropoda; Insecta; Hemiptera; Aphididae
Product: pre-mRNA-processing factor 17-like
Exons: 2
Coding region: 306-695 (129 amino acids)
Biological process (GO): mRNA splicing, via spliceosome
Cellular component (GO): catalytic step 2 spliceosome
Molecular function (GO): mRNA binding
Source: RefSeq, a predicted model, not a curated record
CGGUUCUAAUUUUUGGCAUAAACUAUCAAACAUCAUGUACCAUGGUUCAUAGCGUCGAAAUUUUAAGAGAGCGGCGUAACCUUAUCUUCUUUACAUCGUAGUUGUAUUUACUAUUUACAUUAGUCGCCGCGUAAAUGCGCAAUGUGUGUGAAAUAUUGAUACUUGCUAGUAAGUUGAUACCAUUGUCCAUUGAUAUCAAAAAUUGUAUACAAAAUUGAAAAUACAAUUUCUUAUUGCAUUAUUACAUUAAUUUAUGAUAGAAUAUAGACUACAGACAAAUUACAUAAGUACUUUUUUUGAAUACAAUGUUGAAUUUAAAAGAAUAUGGUAGCAGUAGUGAUGAAGAAGGUAUAACGAAAGACGAAACACCUCUAGAAACACCUUUUAAUAAUGAAAUAAGUGUUCAUGAAUUAAGUGCAAAGUUUGCAGUAAAUGCAGCUCCAAAUGUUUUGCCACCAGCACAUGAUACAUCGGUUCAGUAUCUUGAUGUUGGAACUAAAGAAAUAUCACGGAAUAUGAAGUAUGAAGAGCUUUUUACACCAGUCGCUGGACCAGAAAAUCCUUUCUUAACACAACAACAAAAAGCGCCUAAGAACAUGAUGACUGGAUUUGUUGAGAAAGCACAUAUUAGUGAUUUCAUGUUUGAAACUCAAAGAAGAACAUUUCAUAGUUUUGGUUUGUUAAAAAUAGAUUAAAGGCUAGAAUUAUUUUUAA